Quercus lobata is the source of this 1890-nucleotide messenger RNA. RefSeq lists its product as uncharacterized. Bases 400 to 1557 code for a protein of 385 amino acids. Lineage: Eukaryota; Viridiplantae; Streptophyta; Magnoliopsida; Fagales; Fagaceae. The transcript has 3 exons. The record is from RefSeq and is a predicted model, not a curated record.
UCAAAGUUUUGAACUUUGUAUCCUUUCUGGGGUCAGAUAUCGUUAAAAAACAAUUCAUUCAUCCUCUAUAGCCUCCUUGACUAACCUGCAACUCCAACCUCAGACUCUCGAAGCUAGAGGCCAUUUGAGACUGUCUCCAUUUCUCUUUUAAAGUCAGCUUACACUAAUACCCACAGGUCCUGAAAUAUAUUCAGUGAUGACAUAAAGGAGUCAGAAUUCUCCACAUAUAUAUGUUUCACAAUCAAAAUAGAGUUAGCCAAACUUUGCAGAAGAAAGAAAUUUUGAGACGAGUUGGAGCAGAAGUUGGAGGUGGAGGUUGGUUCCAGCAGCAUCGAGCACUGAGCCAGGCCUAAUCAGACAAGAAGAAGCCAAACCUUUUUUUGGGUUCGGCCUUUUAAGAUGGGAUGCAUAUCUUCGAAAUUCAUGUCCAGAUCAAUCAGUUUUCAUGAGGGGAAAAACCAGAACUUGCACAGGACAUCCAAUGACAUUUCUGCCAUGGACAAACUAAUCAUGUCUGGUAAUGGGAGUGACCAUAGCCUUGCUCUUGUUUGCACUGCUAACAUGGUAAUCAACACACUCCAGUCUUGGGAUUUCAGUUCAAACACAUGCCCCAAGCCAGCUAUUGAACCUGUUAAUUCUGAGAUUGACACAUCAAAGUUGAUGGCGAGUCUAGAUCAAGGAGAGGUAAAACAAGCACAACCAGCACCAGAACAAGUGGGAUCCAUUGAUGCUCAUCUUACUAGGCGGUCUAAGAGUUGUCAUUGGUUUGAAGAGCAUGAGCUCUCCUCGUUUGCUCUUGAGAUUUCUGAUGGGAUUAGUGAAGAUAAACCUUAUUGGAGUCACAAGUGUAGGAUACGCAAUAGUAGUUUCCACACAGUUGAGGAAUAUGACUCAAUGUUAGAAAAGAUAUCGUCUAGUGUGCUGCAAAGAGGCCUUGAUGGCAAGGAUUAUGGUUCAGGAACCAAGGAUCAUCUCCUUGGCUCCAAAUCUUCAUCAAAUAUCUCUCAUCAUGCCAAGGAUAAAGAGACUGGUUUGCAGGAAACAAAGCAAUCAUGCUUACAUGGUAAUGCUUUAGUACAUGAGAACACUAUGUUUAAAGAAACAGAAACCAAGGAGGUAACGCCAAGUUGGAAAACCAACAACAGCUCAAGUUCAGAUCAAGAAAACCAACAAGUGACACCAAUUCCUCGUGCUGCUCAAGUUGGAAACAACAUUGAGAAAGGAUUUAAAAGAAAGGCCAUGGCCAAGGGGCUAGAAUCACUGAGAAUUCCCCCUCCCAUUGAAUUCCCAACAAUUUCAAGUCUUAGGGAAUGGCUUCAUGCUGGGGAUCAAGUAUACUCUCCUGGGUCCUAUGUCACCCCAAAGUUUGGUAACUAUGCUUUGCCAAUUCGAAGGAGUGUAGAUGAAAGCAGUGAGGACUACAUCUUCAAUCCAGAAUUGGUAACUGCAUUUGAACAAUGUAUGCAUGAACUUGAAGCAGAAGAAGAGAACAUUCUCAAGCAAAUUGUGGAGAAUUUGGAGAAAGACUGUAAUGAAGAUAAGCAAGCCAAGGAAUAGAUCCUAUCCUACAUAGAAGACUAGAGUGUGUAUUCCACAAUCACCCCAUUAGGAGAAACUGAGAAGUAUGCCAACCAGAGUGUGUAUUCCACUAUUUCAUCUGAAUUUUGAAAUUUUUGUGUUUUUUAGUUUGUUUUUUUAAGUUAAAACGCACACAAAUUGUCAAGUUUUUUUUUCCUCUUGGUAAAAUGUGGUGCAUUUGAUUUGGCCCUAAAAUGGAUGUUCUAAUGUUCAUAGGAAGUAGUUGGCAGCUGGUGGAUUAUUUUCCAGCAGUUUUACAAGUCAUGUACAGCUAAAAAUUUAUGUAAAUGAAUAAUAACAAUAGCAAAGUUA